This is a messenger RNA of Oreochromis aureus, 1879 nucleotides long. RefSeq names its product vicilin-like seed storage protein At2g18540. NCBI's taxonomy places the organism in Eukaryota, Metazoa, Chordata, Actinopteri, Cichliformes, Cichlidae. The transcript is spliced from 2 exons. The record is from RefSeq and is a predicted model, not a curated record. Bases 256 to 1671 code for a protein of 471 amino acids.
AGAUGACAUCACACUCAAUUUGCUCUAUCAGAUCAAAGGAAACUGAUCAAAGGAGCAAAAUACAUCUUCUCAAAAGUCCAUAAAUAGGACCCGAGUGUGCUCUCAGUAUGUCUCAGAACUGUGCGACUGUUUAGAAACACACCACGAGCCAACUUUUAGGAAAAAGAUUUGAAACGUUCAGCAACGAACGCAAGUCCAAACCCUGAUCGAAUAGAAGAAACUUCAUUCUACAUUGUAAGAGCAAAGACAAGAAGUAUGCAGCAAAACGUUGAUCCCCAGGAAGGAACCUCAUCGGCCGCUGUCCGCCCUAACACUAAAGCGAAGCAGCCAAACCCAAACCCAAGAGGGAAAAACCAGGCACCAAAUGAGGUGACUCCAUCUGCCAAACCAAAGGGUGAAAAUAAGAAUAAAAAGCAAAAAAAUGCAAACCCAAACCCCAGCGCCAGAAACCCUGGACCCAAUCGAGGGCUUUGGCCACAUCAGCCCAAUGCCCACUUUAAACCCAAUAAUGGGCAUGGGCAGCAUUGGUACAAUCCACAUUUACCCAAUAAUGGGCAUGGGCAGCAUUGGUACAAUCCACAUUUUUUACCGAACCAAGGGCCUGUGCAUCACCAGCCUGACCUUAGAACCAAUGGUGGACCAUCUCAACAACAGCCUAAUCCUCACUUUAUACCAAAUGAUGGCAGACGUCCAUAUAGUGAGACUGAUGAAAUAGCUGCACUGAGAUUCCACCUGAAGGAGGCUCGGCACAUGUGGAAAACCAAUCUUUACAAAAUGUCAGCUGCACACCACAGAGCUACUGCGGCUAAGACACAGAAUGAUUGGCUUCACAUGCAGCUAAAGUGCUGCAGAGAAAAUGCUGAAAAAACCAUUCUUGAGCUCCAAAAACAACUGGAACAGGCUCGCAGAAACAGACCCGAGGAGAACUCCACCCCUGAGGUGAGUGAGGCUCCUGUUCAAGACAGCAACACAGCUGUCACAGCUGCAGAGCUGAGUGUGGACGCUUCAACACAAACUACAGAAGCUCCACACACAGACUCUACAGAGGUGAAAACUGUUCGAGAAGCUGAGUUGGAGGUCCAGUGUAAAAAACAGCAGGAAGAGAUCGAACAACUCCGCGAGCAGCUCCUCAAAACACAGAAAAAUCUAGAAGAGGAAGUUGCAAAACGUAAAGAACAGGAAGAAAGAGCCUCCUGUGAGUUUGUCAAGCUCAAAGCCAAACUCUUCGUCAGUGAGGCUCUUCAUGACAAAAAUGAUUUGGAGGUGCAAAACUUAAAAGACGAGCUGGAGAAAACCAAAGCUUUCUACCUGGAAAUCGUAACGAGGAAAAACCAGGAGAACGCAACAAUCCAAAAACAACUCAGGCAAACAGAAGAUGAAAAGAACAUACUUCAGGAGUCUUUGCAGUCUCUGCAGGAGACAAGAAAAAAGGAGGUAACUGAGUACAACGUUGCCAAGCAAGAUCAUUCUCCAGCCCAAAAAGAGACAAUGCAGUCAAGUUCCGACAAAGAGGCCACUGUUAACAAAGCAGAAAAUUCUCCAGCCCAAGUCGAGACACUCCAGGAGAAUAAGCAAGAAAAGGAGGAGACCAGUGCUGCCAAACCAGUGCUGCCAGAAGGAAAACCAAAAAAGAAAAAGAAGCGCAACUGGUUUCUGAGACUAUUCACUUAAGUGACUUCAACUCUGUCUCCUAUAAAAUCACAGUAAUAUACAACUAAAUAUUAACAGUUACUUCAAGUCCCUAAACAUCCAUUUUAAAGCUUAUUUGCUUUAAUAUUUAGUUGUGUAUAAAUUUGUCAUCGGCUCCACCCAACCGGUCGCGGCAGAUGGCCGCCCCUCCCUGAGCCUGGUUCUGCCGGAGGUUUCUACCUUUUUAAAG